Molecule: messenger RNA, 2082 nt
Organism: Linnemannia hyalina
Lineage: Eukaryota; Fungi; Mortierellomycota; Mortierellomycetes; Mortierellales; Mortierellaceae
Source: the annotation of a GenBank genome assembly
AUGCCUGAAUUCGUAAAGUUCAAUUCUGACAAGCAGAGUGUCGAGGUCCCCGGCACCCGCACCGAGGGAGCCACCGGCCACUACAGACACGCUGCAUUCCCCGAUGGUCCUCUGGACUACAUCCGUCAGGAUCCCCAGAUCAAGACUCUUUAUGACCUCUUCCAGAACUCGGUCACGAAGUAUGGAAACAACGACUUUUUGGGCCACCGCCCCUACGACGCCGCAACAAAGACCUACGGCGACUACACCUGGCAGACCUACGGUCAGAUCGACAAGCGCGUCGAUGCCUUUGGAUCGGGACUGAUGCACCUCAACAGCGCCAUCAUGGGAUCGACUCAAUUGAACCGCUGGCCGGUCGGUAUCUGGGCCCUUUCCCGUCCCGAGUGGUUCAUUACCGAGAUGUCUUGUAACUACUUCAAUUUGGUUUCUGUGGCGCUUUAUGAGACUCUUGGACCGGAUGCUGUUGAGUAUGUCAUGAACCAUGCCGAGAUCCCUAUCGUCGUCUGCUCUGGAAACCAUGUGGCGUCAUUGCUGGAAAUCUCGGACAAGGUGCCUGGAAUGAAGGCGAUCAUCAGCAUGGAUUCUCUUCAGGAGGUGCCUACUGCACCUAACACUGCCAGUGCUCCCCAGGUGCUCCGGUCCUGGGCUGCUGGCAAGGGUAUUCAAUUGUUUGAUUUCGCCGAGAUUGAGGCUCUUGGUGCCCUCCACCCCCAUAAGCACAUCCUCCCCGCCGAGAACGAGGUCGCCUCCCUCUGCUACACCUCCGGCACCACCGGCCAGCCUAAAGGAGCGAUGUUGACGCACAAGAACUUUAUCGCCGCCGUCAGCAGCAACAUGGAGUUCUUCAUCCUCUCCCCCAGCGAUACCCUGAUUAGUUUCUUGCCGUUGGCGCAUAUUAUGGGAAGAUACAUCGACACGUUGUGCACAUACGGAGGCAUGCGUAUCGGAUACUUCAAGGGAGAUAUCAACACCCUCCUGGAUGACAUUGCCCUCUUGAAACCUACAUUCUUCCCCGCCGUGCCCCGACUCCUCAACCGCAUCUACGCCAAACUGAUCGCUGCCACCGUCGAGGCUCCCGGUCUUGUUGGUGUCCUUGCCCGUCGUGCUGUUGCUGCCAAGCUGGCCAACCUUGAGGCUGGGCUGGGUACUCAACAUGCUGUCUGGGAUCGGUUGUUGUUUAACAAGAUCAAGGCUGUUCUUGGAGGCAAUGUGCAGUUGAUUGUUACGGGAUCUGCGCCCAUUGCGAAGGAGGUUCUGAGUUUCUUGAGGAUUGCGUUCGGAUGUGUUAUUGUGGAGGGCUAUGGAUCUACCGAGUCCAUGGGUACCGCCAUCCUCACCGCCCACGACGAAAAGAAGGCAGGAAUCAUCGGAGCCCCCCGCUCAGGCUGCGAUGUGAAACUAGUAGACGUCGCCGACAUGAACUACCGUUCUACCGAUCUCCCCUACCCCCGAGGCGAGAUCUGUCUCCGUGGAGGACAUAUCAUCGAUGGAUACUAUAAGGAUGAGAAGAAUACUCGGGAUGCGAUUGAUGAUGAGGGAUGGUUGCAUACGGGGGAUAUUGGAACUGUCGAUGAGAUUGGGCGGUUUACGAUUAUUGACCGCAAGAAGAACAUCUUCAAGUUGGCACAAGGAGAAUACGUUGCACCAGAAAAGAUUGAGAACCAACUUGCAUCCCGCUGCAGUCUGAUCCAACAACUCUUUGUUCACGGCGAAUCGCUCGAAAACUCACUCGUGGCGAUCAUGAUCCCCGAACCCGAGACGUUCCUCCCCUUCCUCCAAGCCCAACUCGGUCUCCGAGCACCCGCCAUCACCGACGUUGCCGCAAUCACGACCCUCUGCCAAAACCCUAAAGUCAACGCCUUGAUCUUGAAGGAGCUGGGUAAGGCCGGUAGGGCUGCAGAGUUGAGAGGGUUUGAGAUGAUCAAGAGAGUGUAUCUGUCGACGGAUGCCUUUUCGAUCGAGAAUGGCUUGUUGACCCCAACCCUCAAGGUCAAGAGGCCUCAGGUCCAGAAGCAUUUUGAGGAGCAGAUUAAGGAUAUGUAUGCCGAUAUUCAUGCUACUACUCCUGUCGCCAAGUUGUAG